This is a messenger RNA of Musa acuminata subsp. malaccensis (wild Malaysian banana), 2367 nucleotides long. RefSeq names its product protein SET DOMAIN GROUP 41. The record is from RefSeq and is a predicted model, not a curated record. Gene Ontology annotation, molecular function: protein binding. NCBI's taxonomy places the organism in Eukaryota, Viridiplantae, Streptophyta, Magnoliopsida, Zingiberales, Musaceae.
AGUAUGGAAAACAUGUUUCGCACUGCAGCAACAAGCGCCGAAGAGGAGCCCCGAGAACACCCGGCGAUGGAGAUGCGGGCGCGCGAAGAGACGGGGUUGGCGCGAGACAUGACCCCACCCAUUCCGCCCCUCGCCGCUGCCCUCCACCGCUGCUUCCUUCCAUCCCGUUGCUCCGCUUGCUUCCGACCACUCGAUUCCUUCCUCCCCUGCGCCGCCUGCCGAGGCGCCUCUCGCUACUGCUCUGCCGCCUGCUCCGCUGCCGACUCCUCCGCCCACGCCGCCAGCGGCGAGUGCUGCCUCCUCCGCGACCACCAUCCUGACGGCGACACCUCCGACCUCCGCGCGGCGCUCCGGCUCCUCCACUCCCUCGAGACACUAGGGAUGGGGAUUCUCCCGCCCGCUUCCCUCCCCGACCAGCCGCGCCGGAUCGCCGGCUUGCUUGCGAGCGAUCUCGAGAAGGUUCUGGAGGAAGGAGGGGAGGUGGCGGAGAGGAUAUUGGAGGGGGCGGCGCUGAUGUCGCUCGCGAGGGGUAGGGGUCGAUCGCGAGAGGCCGACUUCGACGGCGGGGCGGCUUCCCCGGAGGUGGUGCUCUGGGCGGUGCUAAGGAACUCCGUGGAGGUGCAUAUUAGCGAGGUCGGCGCACUCGGGGUCGCGGUUUACGGCCCGGGCUUCUCUUGGUUCAACCAUAGCUGCGUGCCCAACGCUUGCUACCGGUUCGAACUGGGUUACCGUUACGGAGAACCCGGUCCAGUUACGCCGGAAUCGUUUCUUGCCUCGUCUGCUGCGGCCGGAGUGGCAACAGAUGCGUGGAAUGCAUGGAUUUAUGGUGAAAGCAGAUUGGCUUGUGUUUCUUUAUUAGGAUUCUCCAAAUUUGGGCCAAGGGUUACUGUCCGGAGCAUAAAGCCAAUCAUGAAAGGCGAAGAGGUUUGCGUUACGUACGUCGACCUGCUACAACCCAAGGUCGAGAGACAAGAUGAUUUGUGGGAAAAAUAUCGAUUUGUUUGCUGCUGUGGACGAUGUGGUGCAUCAUCACCAUUAUAUAUGGAUUUUGUUCUGAAUUGUGAUGCUAGGGAAUUGAGCCUAGACAACUGCAGUAACAGCACAGAUCCCUGUUGUGAAGAAUUUGCUGAUAUACUAGAUCAAGCUAUAGCUGAUUACACAUUAGAUGAGAAUCCUGAAGCUUGCUGUGAGAAGCUUGAAAGCAUGCUUUUCUGUAGCUCUCAAGACAAAGAGUUUCAUGCUGGAGGAAGAAUCAAAUUGCAUACUCUUCAUCAUCUUCCUCUUAAUGCAUACAUCACCCUGUCAUCUGCAUAUCGGACACGUCUGUUCAACUUGCUUGCCAUCUCUUUGGAUGAAGGUAACAAUUCUGAGGCCUUUAAGAUGGGCAGAGCUGCUGCAUCAUACUCUUUGCUACUUGCUGGCACCGUGCACCAUUUGUUCUUGUCUGAACCCUCCUUGAUAGCAACCACUGCACAUUUCCUUGUAAGUGCAGCUGAAUCUACAUGCGGCAUUCUUAGAAUUCCAGGGUGGUCACUAAAUGCAAAUCAAUGCAAGUCAGACAUUGACUCAGUAUUAUGUCAUUAUCAGAGUAUCAUGAUGGAACAUUCAUUGGAUGAGUGCAAGGCAACAUCAAUGAGGUUUCUGGGAUGUAUUUCAGAAAUUCUAUCAAGAACCUGGCCGUUUUUAACUGAAGGUUUGCCUUACUUGGAAAGCAUAAACAGCCCAGUAGAUUUUAGUUGGCUUGGUCCGAAUGUCAUAAAUCCUCAGUGUUUUGCCAAUCCGAGAGGGAUAUCUGACUUCAUUAAUAAAGAUCGCUCUGGGUGUAGACAUCAUGAAGAUAUAUUCAUCGAAGACAAAAGGAGGUUCUUGUUUCAGCUUGUUGUUCAUUGCUUCGCUUACGGUAGAUAUCUGGCAAGCAUAUGCUAUGGACCACAAUGCAAUUUGGCAGAUCAUGUAGAGAUUAUGCUUCAUGGUUUUUUAUGAUUGUUAUUUGAUCCAUUGACUAUUCAGAAGACCUUUUCACAAGCCAUAUUAUUGUCUUUACUGUCACAUAUACAAUUAACUAAUUGUGUAUGUGAAUCUCGAGUCAUUACUUGGUCAGAAAUGAAAUAUAAAUUCUUGGUGCAACUCUGUUUCUAUGACUGCACAUCCGGAUGACGUGUCAUCCAAAGCUCUACUGUGAUGGCAUCUGAAAUGCUGUUGCAAAACGCCGGUCAGGAGCAUUAACACAAGUCUCUCUGCACUCAGACCGCCAUCAACCUGUCACUUUUAUAAGUCGACUGGGUGAGGAAAACUGAAAUGAGAUCAUGAUCUUUCCAGAGUCCAACAAGACUCGUCGUGAUGACUAGGAAGCAUAACGAGUUCAAG